Messenger RNA from Sceloporus undulatus (fence lizard), 2218 nucleotides. RefSeq names its product lysophosphatidylcholine acyltransferase 4 (gene LPCAT4). The record is from RefSeq and is a predicted model, not a curated record. Gene Ontology annotation, cellular component: endoplasmic reticulum. The transcript is spliced from 14 exons. The coding region runs from base 302 to 1930 and encodes 542 amino acids. Gene Ontology annotation, biological process: phosphatidylcholine acyl-chain remodeling. Gene Ontology annotation, molecular function: 1-acylglycerophosphocholine O-acyltransferase activity. Lineage: Eukaryota; Metazoa; Chordata; Lepidosauria; Squamata; Phrynosomatidae.
UGGCGCAGGGACGGACGGAGGGCUGCUGCUGCUGCUGCUGGGCCUUCCUCCUCCUCCUCCUCCUCCUCCUCCUCCUCCUGCCUCCGGCCCCUGCAAAGCGAAAGUCCUUCCCUGGCGGCGAGCCGGAGGCGGCGGCGGCGGCGGCGAGGGGCUGCUGGGUCCCUGCCUGCCUGCUGCCUGCCUUUGGGCCGGGGCCUCCUCCUCCUGCUGCUGCUGCUGCUGCCUCUCCCCCUGGGGCUCCGGCCUUGGGCAGAAGGCCUCCCAGGCUGGAAGAAGGGCAGCCUGGAAGGGGGGUCUGGCCAUGGAGGGCCACGGAGGAGGAGGAGGACGGGGGAAGGGGCCCCCGAAGAAGAAGAAGGAGGAGGAGGAGGAGGAUGAGCGGGAGGCAGCAGGGGAGGGCAGCCCGGGCCCACAGCCCCCCACCGGCCCCAACCCCUUCGUCCACGACCUCCGCCUCAGCCCCCUCCAGAGGGCCAAGUUCUAUGUGCUUGGGAUCAUCCUGGCCCCAAUCCGUGUCGCUUUGGCCUUUGUGGUCCUCUUCCUCAUCUGGCCCUUUGCACUACUCCAAGUAGUAGGACUUCCAGAAGAGACACUGCAGGAGCCAUUCUCUGGAUGGAGAAACACAGUUUCCCACGGUUCGGUCUACUUGCUGAGCCGCUUGAUGUUCUUUCUGCUUGGUUUCAUGCGGAUACGAGUGCGAGGACAGAUGGCAUCGCGGCUUGAGGCCCCGAUCCUAGUGGCAGCGCCUCACUCAACCUUCUUUGACCCGAUCAUCCUUCUGCCCUGUGAUCUUCCUAAAGUGGUGUCUCGCACUGAGAAUCUCCAUGUGCCAGUCAUUGGAGCCUUGCUGAGGUUCAACCAAGCCAUCCUGGUCUCCCGCCAUGAGCCAGCCUCUCGUAAGAAGGUGGUGGAGGAAGUGAAGAAACGAGCCACUUCCCGAGGAAAAUGGCCGCAGGUGCUGUUUUUCCCAGAGGGUACCUGCUCAAACAAAAAAGCCUUAUUGAAGUUUAAACCAGGUGCCUUCAUAUCUGGUGUCCCCAUCCAGCCCAUCCUUAUUCGAUACCCAAACUCUCUGGAUUCAACAACCUGGGCAUGGAGAGGACCUGGAGUGUUAAAAGUCAUCUGGUUAACCGCAUCUCAGCCCUGCACCACUGUGGAAGUGGAGUUCCUUCCAGUUUACCAUCCCAGUGCUGAAGAGGCUGUGAACCCAACAUUAUAUGCCAACAACGUCCAGAAAGUGAUGGCCAAGGCUCUGGGGAUUCCGGCCACAGACUGUGAAUUUGUGGGCAACCUUCCAGUCACCGUAGUGGGGCGCCUGAGGGUGGCUCUGGAACCACGCAUCUGGGAACUGGGCAAGGUCCUCCGAAAGACUAGAUCCCUAACAGGAGGAACCAAAUGUCAGCUGGACCCACUGCCUGCUGGCACAUCAGGAAAACUCAAGCCAGCAGAGUUAGCUCAGUGGUUGAGUCUCACGUGCCCUGAGGCUGUUGAAGGACUCUGUACCUAUUUCCAAAAGGAUUCUGAAGGCAACAUGGAUUCCCGGGAAGUGGUCCUAGCACUGGAGGCACUGGAGGGAGAACAUGACCCACAGGAAUUGACACGUCAUGCCUUUGAGUUAUUUUCAGAGAAUGCUGGGACAGGGGACUGCCGCCUGCUCCAGGAUGGGUUCUGCACCAUUUUGCGCCUCUUGCUGGGCACGCCAGCUGCAGAUGGGGCUGCACUCUAUAGCCAGCUGUGUGCUGAGGAAUGCAGCCAGGAUGGAUUGAUCCUUGAUGAGUUCCAGGAUUUCUCUCUCCGUCACCCUGACUAUGCCCGCCUGUUCAGCACGUACCUGCGACCCCCUGCGGCCUGCACGCUACCCAAGCCUGGCCUCCCGCCUACCUGUGCUAAUGGCUCUCCUGCUGCCCUCCUCAAGAACAAAGCUGACUGAAACUUUAAAAACUCUUUAGCCAUGUGUAUAAACACAGAAGACACACACACACACAAACACACACAGAGCCAUGCCACACACUUGGCCACGCAAGAUCCAGCCCCUCCUGCUUGCUUGUUCGCUCCCAGCUGCCAUGGUGGUUAGGCAGAGGGGGGCAGAGACACCCCCAUCUCAGGGCAACCAUAACUGGGGAAUCACAGCCGCAAGUUCGUUAGGGGAUUGGGGCUUCUCUCUAGUUUCCUUUGGAAAGUUUAUUUUUGUUAUAGUUUAAUUAUAUCACUUAUUUUA